AGUAGCAGAAACAGGUGUCUGUUCAGUCUGACUUCCACCACGGUGAGCGCACCUUUAAGCUCUUCUCAGUUGCGCUUUUCUACUGAUCGGAAUCGGAUUCAUCUCUUCAUAAGCUCUGAUAGGAUUCAUCUCUGCUUGUAUCAGUUAAAGAUUAGGAAACUGGAGAUGUUAGGAGGAGUUUUGUGUUUCAUGGCUUUGUGAUUUUAUAGAUUUCGUGAGAUUUUCACUUAAAGAAGAGUUUUCAAAAGUAGCUUAGAUGUUGUCACGCCGGUAAUCAUGGAUGAAACUACUGAAUGUGUACGGAUUCACGAUACAGAUGCAAAAUGUAACUUUUACUUGAACACCCAGUCUUGCCAUGGUUCAGAUGGAAAAUUGGAUUAUAUGUUCUUUAUUUUUUGUCAUCUGCAACCAGAAAGUGCAUGGGGAGGAAUCGCUUUGUGUGUAAUUUGGCUUCUUCUGCUCUUCAUAGGAUUAGGAGUGACAGCUGAUGAUUUCUUGUGUCCGUCCCUUGUUGUUAUUACAAAGACAUUGCAUCUCUCUCAGAAUAUAGCUGGCGUAACUUUCUUAGCUUUUGGAAAUGGCGCACCAGAUAUUUUCUCAUCUGUUGCCGGUACAGAACAAGGUCGUCCUGAGCUUGUCAUCGGUACUCUUUUCGGUGCCGGUAUAUUCGUCACAUCUGUCGUUGCUGGAUCAAUCAUUGCUAGUAAACCGUUCAAAAUAAUGGAAAGGCCAUUUUUAAGAGAUAUAAUAUUUUAUGUGUGUGCUGCUUUUUGGACAUUUUUAAGGUUUUACUACGGAGAGGUCACACUCUUGCACUCGAUAGGUUUCAUCGCCCUUUACAUUUUGUACAUACUGGUCGUCAUCAUCAGUCGCAUUAUUUAUAACAGAUACAAAAACAAAUCACCUAAAGUUCCUGAUAUAGAAAUACAGCCUCCAUCAGACACGGAAGAGCCUAAAAAAACUUCUGUUACUCUGCAACCAAGUGGUGAAGAGGAUAACCCCGAAGCGGCAGGUGUCGUUUUGAGAAGUGCUACUGAGGCUCUAGCUUAUGCUAUAAACGUGAUGAACGUAAAAGAUGGAGCAAUUCAUGGUGAAAGUGAUAGAUUCAGCUUCCGAGGCAGCAUAUCUGUAUCUAACACCAAAAAACGCCAUUCAUCUGUCCAUUCACAUCAUGAACACGUCAUCAAAGCAAUUACGCAAUCCAUUCAGUCACAUUCAAAUCCAGCGUUCACAAAUGGUUAUCCUCCACCUUUAGACACUCAGAUUUCCAAAACUAGUCUUUCUAGCCUGUUGUCUUCGACUGGUGAGCAGACACUCCUACGAGAAUUCCUGAUGCACGUUUUCCCUAUCGAUUUGGAAAGUUGGCAAGAAAGGAAGUGGCUUUCCAAAAUAUUUGAACUUAUAAAGGCUCCCAUCUGCUGCCUACUUAUUCUUACUGUGCCGGUCGUCGACUAUGAAAAUGACAAAAAUAACUGGUGCAGACCUUUGAACAUAAUACAUAUUUAUACAGCUCCAAUGUUUGUCAUAUUCGCUCUUGACAAAUAUGAUGUCACACUUGAGGGUUUUCCAAUUUGGGCUAUUCUGUUAAUUGUGUCAACUGGUGUCGCAAUUGCAGUUUUCUGCUCCUCUAAUAAUUCUGAGCCUCCUAUUUAUCACUGUCUCUACGGCUACUUUGGAUUUGCAACUUCUGUCAUAUGGGUGUACUUAAUAGCUUCAGAAAUAGUCUCACUACUUCAGACUAUUGGAGUUGUCUUCAAAUUGAGCGAUACUAUCCUUGGUCUUACCGUUCUAGCUUGGGGUAACAGUAUAGGAGAUUUUAUAUCAAAUCUCUCAGUUGCUCGUCAAGGUUAUCCUAGAAUGGGAAUAUCAGCAUGUUAUGGAGGACCUCUUCUAAACUUACUUCUAGGGAUAGGUAUACCAUAUACUGUUAUUAUAGCUAAAAAUGGGCGACCACUAAAACUAAAAUACGAAAAAUUGGUAACUUUACUAUACAGUACCUUGACCGUCAUCUUACUGUUCACUAUAGUGACAAUGACAUUCUUGCGGUUCCAGGCAAAAAGGCCUUUUGGAAUCAUCUUGAUCUGUAUGUACCUCGUCUUCCUCACAACUGCCAUUAUAUUAGAGACAGGGGUCAUAUAAAGACUUAUAAUGGGUGUAAAUAAUGUAUUAUAUGUAUAUACAUAGAAUCAGCGUUAUUUGACUUCCUGAAGUUAUUGACUUAUUGCUAUUGAACAAAAUGAUGAAAAUCUUACGAACAACUAUAAUCUUGUCAACCAAACUCUUCAAAGACAAACUGCUUAUUUUUGUGUUAAUAAUGUCUAUAUAAUUAGUUAGACAAUGAUGACAAGUGAAAUAUUUUCCGUUAGGCAACUAAGUGAAGUGCAAUUUAGUUAUAUUAAUGUCAGCUUUUAAAGCAGCCUGAAGCCAAUUUUGGAUUCAACUUCAUAAUUUUGAGCAUUGAUCAAAUAACGGUCGCUACUUUCUCUUCAAACUUCCGUGCCACACAAGGAUGAAAAAUUUUCCUCCUCGAUGUCUGAUUUAACUUUCGCCAAGUUCCCAGACAAGGUGUAUCAUUGGUGGAAUGGGGUUUCGAUCUUGGAGCUUUUCAUUGCCGAAGACGAGAUCUUAUUCUUAGACAACCGACACUUCUCGUCAAAGACAAGAAUCCUAUGGGUAUUACUCCCGACCUGCUGAAGCGCGUAGAAUAAUUUGAAUUACUGGCAUCGUGACAGAGCGGAGGCGAGAGUUAAGGUUCACUUCUAAUGACCACCAUUAGCUAAGGUAAUCUCUCCUGUAGGAGGUACAUCCUGUUAUGGAAGUGGAGGUAAUUUGAUCCCACAUUUUUAAUGUGCCCAACCUUGAAACUAUUGUCAACUAUCAUGCCUGAAGCUUCUUAUCUCUAUGUCUCAGAUCUCCACCUGUAGGACUCAAAGGUGCAAGACUUUAAUAAGUAUUUAUUAAGUAUUUUGAUACGAUGGAGAGCUCCAACAUUUUUAGAUAGAGAAUUUUUUUUUUUCUUAUUGAAGUCACAAUGAUAUUAUUUUUCAACUCUUAAAAAGUUUGCAGCGAUAAAUUCUUUUUCUUAACAGCUCAUCAAUGAACCUUAUAACAACCGGUAUUAUAUUCAUGAAGUUUUUUUUACGAAAACUUGCGUUAUAUUCAAUAUACUUACUAUGUCAUCUAUGGAAUAUUUUUAUUUCUUAUGAAAGAAAAUCCAUGAUUCCACCAAUAUAGUAGUACAUAAUUUUUAGAAUUCCUUUUUGUUUAUUUAAUUUUUCAAUUUCUAUGUAUGGAUUUUUUUUUCGUUUAGAUUUUAUUUAUAGCUGAAAGCUAUCAUAUUUGGUUUUAAGAACAAAUCAAUUAACAUCUUUAAAAAGGGUCUUGGUUGGUAAAAAUGGAACUUGCAAAAUGAAACACACAACUGUUGUAAAUUAGAAAUAUUUUUUUCUACCAAACACCAUUUACAUAAAUUAUGUAAUUACAAUUUUCUACAAAUUCUCAUUAUUUCUAGUUUUAUAAGUUUAUAUGACGCAAAACCAAUAACCAUAUAUCUCGGAAAAACCGACUUAAGCUCUUUUCAAAGCCACUGAUUAAAAAGCUGCUGUUUUUCAUUACAUCUACUCUGAUUACGUAUUUGCAAUUAUAUAUGUCACUCCAUUUGUGUAUAUAAGAAUUCACUUUCUUUGAAUGUUCAUCACAAAGUUAUUAUUGUAUUCUUAUUUUACUUUAACUGUUUAUAAAUGAUAUUCAUUUAUUUGUUUUUAUAAUAUUUACAGAAAUUCAGAAAUAAUGGCUUUUGAAGUAACGAUUUUGAGUUUACAUUAAACUACUCUGUUGAGUUACUUCAGCAUAUAUAAACUAUUAUUACACCAUAGUUGUAAAAGUGAUUCAUAUAAAAUAAAUUUAAACAUUAAGAAACAAAGUGCUUCAUCUCUUAUUAUAUAUAACUAAGAAUGCAUCAAAGGUAUUAAAUACGAUUUUCUUUCUUUAUGUUAUGGAUUUCAAUCCUCAAUAUACAAAGGCAUUUUAUAGUAUAAGAAGCAUCUUUUAGCUAAAUUUUAACUCAUAUCUUUAUUAUUUAAAUUUCACACACACACAUUCUAUAUAUAUAGUUUGGAAAUAUGUGUAAAAUAUAAAUAAGACAUAAAUCUUAUUUCCAAAUACAAGGCACUGCUACAGAUAUCUUAUAUUCCAUAUCAAAAGAAAAAAUAUCAAUAGAAAUAUAGAUCGAAUAAAAAUGAAAUGAUUACCUAUUAAUUUCAAAUAUUUUAUUUUGUACGCAAUAGACUCGAUUUCUGAAAAAAAAAAAAAAAAAAUCCUAAAUAUCGCUGUUAAACAUUAUUCAAUACAAAAUCCAUUUUGGAACUUUUAACGAUUUUGGGUUUUUCCCCCUAGAGUUUAGUUAUUAGAAAUUAUCAAUUUAAAAUAUGCACUGUUAUUUAAAUGUUUUUUUUUCAUUUAAGUAUUUAAAAAAAAAUUAUUUUUUACACAUUUGAAUUUUUUUUAAUUCAUCACAUUUAAAAUAUUCCAUCUUUUAAGAAUGA
Molecule: messenger RNA, 4544 nt
Organism: Argiope bruennichi
Lineage: Eukaryota; Metazoa; Arthropoda; Arachnida; Araneae; Araneidae
Product: mitochondrial sodium/calcium exchanger protein-like
Exons: 18
Coding region: 277-2139 (620 amino acids)
Biological process (GO): intracellular calcium ion homeostasis; monoatomic cation transport; transmembrane transport
Cellular component (GO): membrane
Molecular function (GO): calcium:sodium antiporter activity
Source: RefSeq, a predicted model, not a curated record